This is a messenger RNA of Rubroshorea leprosula, 2525 nucleotides long. The record is from the annotation of a GenBank genome assembly. Lineage: Eukaryota; Viridiplantae; Streptophyta; Magnoliopsida; Malvales; Dipterocarpaceae.
AGAUUUUUAUAUUUGGCUGAAUUACUUUGCAUCCUCCAUUUUUUACACUUUUUCCUCUUCUCUUUCUCCUAAUUUCCAUUUCAGAAUCGACUUCUUUCUUCUUACAUCUGUUUUGUAUAUCUAUCUUUAAUUGCGGUUGGAGUGCCUUGAUCCGCCUUAGGUUGCAGUUUUUAUAGAAUUUGAUUCUUUUGAUGAACAUCAUGUCAGUGGGAACUUCUGAGGCAGUUCUGCAAGUUUUAUCUGGGGCUGCUUCUCGGCCGUUAAGGGGUAAUCUGUAUUUAACCUCUUCUGUUUUAAGAUUCCCUUCUAAAUUCCACAUCAAAUCUGGAAAAGGGAGGGCCUCAAAGCAUAUGCAGUUCUUCAAGUAUUCGAAUACUGUACAAAGUCAAUGUCAAAUAGGAAGCUAUUGGAAUAAAGGGCUAGGUGGUAGUUUUUAUGGCAAAGCUGCUGUUGACAGGUUGAUGCUUCUUAGUUGCAAAUGCCAGCAAGCAGAAAGUGCAAGUGAGAUAACUGCUGAGCAAAAAAAUGGAGCAUGGUUUGUGGAUAGUGCAAAGACAUUAAAUCUAAAUGGUGCAGUGGACAUGCCAAAUAUUUUGGAGUUUGAAGACCUUCAGCAAGCGAAGGAGGAGGGUUUGACAUCUAAUGGUGCAACUGAGGGUUUGACAUCUAAUGGUGCAACUGACUCAGCAACAACAAACUUUCGCAAAGUUAGUGUUGAUCCCAUUGAGGAUGAAGCGUGGGACUUGCUGCGGGAUUCUGUAGUAUACUAUUGUGGCUGUCCUGUUGGAACAAUUGCUGCCAAUGACCCCACAAGUUCCAAUAUGUUGAAUUACGAUCAAGUAUUUAUUCGUGACUUUAUACCUUCUGGUAUUGCUUUUCUAUUAAAAGGAGAGUAUGACAUUGUUCGGAAUUUCAUCCUUCAUACACUUCAAUUGCAGAGCUGGGAAAAAACAAUGGACUGUUAUAGCCCUGGUCAGGGUUUGAUGCCUGCAAGUUUUAAGGUGCGUACGGUUCCUCUUGAUGAUGAUGAAUCUGCUACAGAGGAGGUUUUGGAUCCAGACUUUGGAGAGGCAGCAAUUGGUCGUGUUGCACCUGUUGACUCUGGAUUAUGGUGGAUUAUAUUAUUACGUGCAUAUGGGAAGUGCUCUGGUGAUCUUUCUGUUCAGGAGAGAAUUGAUGUGCAAACUGGAAUAAAGAUGAUUCUGAGGCUAUGUCUUGCGGAUGGUUUUGAUAUGUUUCCAACAUUAUUAGUGACAGAUGGAUCUUGCAUGAUAGACCGCCGUAUGGGAAUUCAUGGUCACCCUCUGGAAAUCCAGGCACUUUUCUAUUCAGCUUUACUAUGUGCACGUGAAAUGCUUGCUCCAGAUGAUGGAUCUAAUGAUCUUAUUCGUGCGCUCAAUAAUCGUUUGGUGGCCCUUUCAUUCCAUAUCAGAGAAUAUUAUUGGCUUGAUUUGAGAAAACUCAAUGAAAUUUACCGUUACAAGACUGAGGAGUAUUCAUAUGAUGCAGUUAAUAAGUUCAACAUUUACCCUGAUCAAAUUCCUCCUUGGUUGGUGGAAUGGGUGCCCAAUAAAGGAGGCUACCUAAUUGGGAACUUGCAACCAGCUCACAUGGAUUUCCGAUUCUUCUCACUUGGGAACUUGUGGUCUGUUGUAAGUGGUCUUGCAACGAGAGAUCAGUCACAUGCCAUCUUGGACCUUAUUGAAGCCAAAUGGGCAGAUUUGGUUGCAGACAUGCCGUUAAAGAUAUGUUACCCAGCUCUUGAAGGUCAAGAGUGGCAGAUUAUCACUGGGAGUGAUCCUAAGAACACGCCUUGGUCCUACCACAACGCUGGUUCAUGGCCAACACUACUCUGGCAGUUCACAGUUGCAUGCAUAAAGAUGAAUAGACCAGAAAUGGCCGCUAAAGCUAUUGAGGUUGCAGAAAAACGCUUAUCAAGGGACAAAUGGCCUGAAUAUUACGAUACAAAGAAAGGGAAGUUUAUUGGAAAACAAUCACACCUGUUCCAGACCUGGUCUAUUGCAGGUUACCUUGUUGCGAAGCUCCUGCUUGCCAACCCAACCGCAGCAGACUUUCUGAUAACUGAUGAGGAUUCUGAGCUUGUCAAUGCCUUUUCUUGCAUGAUAAGUGCUAACCCAAGAAGAAAGCGAGGUAGGAAGAACCUAAAGCAGCCCUACCUAGUAUGAUUGUAUGAAUUCCAGUUACACCAACAUGGAGUAAGUCUUUACAUUAUUAUGGUACACUCCUGAGUCAUUGAUUCCUGGCCAUACUUUGAAAUGGGCCACGAAUAUGAAAUUUUCUUUUACUUAAUUCUGAUUGGAGAGCUUCGAUGCUAGAUCAGUCUUCUAUCUGAUAUUAUAUGUAAAGAUUACAUUCUUUAUAUACUUAAUUUAAAGAUUAUUUGCUCUGAUUUCAGGGUAGUAAUAAAACAAGUCCUGAAACAUACCAUUAUUAUGUAAUGAACAGCAGAAACUAUUUCGGUUUUAUGUUGUAUAUUAUGAAUGGAAUGAAUGAUUAUUUCACAU